CAAAUUUUCUACUGGACAGGUUUUGUUGAAUCUCCCCCAAUGUCCAUCUGACAGUUAUUGAAAAUGUAUGACCUCCUUUUAAGGAAUGUUUACACUGAGGAAAUACCUUGAGGAUCUGCACCGCCCAAAAACGGGGUUAUGUUCAACACUGGCAUCGGCCAGCACAUCCUGAAAAAUCCCCUCAUUGUAAACAGCAUCAUUGAGAAGGCUGCUAUACGACCCACCGAUGUGGUGCUGGAGGUUGGUCCUGGGACAGGAAACAUGACUGUCAAGUUAUUAGAGAAAGCAAAAAGGGUUGUCGCUUGUGAACUUGAUACACGACUUGUUGCUGAGCUUCAAAAGAGAGUCCAGGGCACGCCUAUGGCAAGUAAACUUCAGGUCCUGGUUGGUGAUGUGUUAAAGACUGAUCUCCCGUUUUUUGACUUGUGUGUGGCCAAUUUACCCUACCAGAUUUCCUCUCCCUUUGUUUUCAAGCUGCUUCUUCACAGACCGUUCUUCAAAUGUGCAGUGCUGAUGUUUCAGAGAGAGUUUGCAAUGCGGCUGGUGGCCAAACCAGGAGACAAGCUGUACUGCCGCCUGUCCAUUAACACUCAACUACUGGCUCGUGUGGACCACCUCAUGAAGGUUGGAAAGAACAACUUCCGACCUCCUCCAAAAGUGGAAUCCAGCGUUGUUAGAAUUGAGCCUAAAAAUCCUCCUCCUCCCAUAAACUUUCAGGAAUGGGACGGUUUGGUGCGAAUUGCAUUUGUAAGGAAAAACAAAACCCUUUCAGCAUCAUUUAAGUCCAGUGCAGUCCAGGAGCUAUUGGAGAAAAACUAUAGGAUACACUGCUCCCUCCAUAACAUUGCAAUCCCUGAAAACUUCAGCAUAGCCGAGAAAAUUGAAAAGAUCUUGACAGACACCGGAUUUUGUGAAAAGCGAGCCCGUACUAUGGACAUAGAUGACUUUAUCAGGUUACUUCAUGGGUUUAAUGCCGAUGGAAUCCACUUCUCUUAAAUUAUUUGGAGAUUUUUUCCUACUGUGAUUUUUAAUAUGACUUGUUAAUUGGAUAUUGUAUUUUAUAUAUUAUUUGGUAUCUGCACAGAGGCAGUAACUGGGUGGACGUCAGAUACAAUCAUCAGCCAGUCUGACCUUGGCCAUGUAGAUAAGAGGCAGGAGCUGUCAUUGCUUUAUCUGUACAUAGAGCUUACAUUCUACAGAUUAUAAUAAAAACGUGUAUAUAGUUUAACGUCCGUGUUCUAUAUGCUUGUCAUCUAUUUCUAUAUUAGUUUCAUGCUCUGAAAACACUUUGCUUGCAGUGAGUGUUGUAAUUUUACUGAAAGGAUAACAAUGAAAUGCUUAUGCAGAUCCACUGCUGACAACUGGUGAUGGAUUUAGCUUACCCGCUUUGUGCCCAGAUUAUAGAGAAUCAUUCACCCAUAGAAAUUAAUAGGUCAUUUUCUAACCUCAUUUUUCUUAACCCCUUCCCUCUUUGACAAUUUUUCAUUUUUGCACUUUAGUUUUUUCCUCCUCACCUUCUAAAAAUCAUAACACUUUUAAUUUUCCCCCCUGUAGACCCAUAUGAGGGCUUGUUUUUUGCGCCAUCAAUUUUACUUUGUAAUUCUAUUAAUUUCACCACAAAAUCUACAGCGAAACCACAAAAAAAUUAUUUGUGGGGAAAAUUUUAAAAAAUGUGGUAAUUUUCAGCGGCUUCCGUUUCUACGUAGUGCAGUUUUCGGUAAAAUUGUCACCUUAUAUUCUGUAGGACAACCUUAACUUCAGAAGCUCAUAAGUACUGAAAGGAAUAAGAUUUUUUAAUAGAAGUAACUUACAAAUCUGUUUAACUUUCUGGAGCCAGUUGAUAUGUAUAAAAAAGUUUUUUCCUGGAAUACCCCUUUAACCUCAUUUAUACACAGCGAUCAACUUUGAUCGCUGUGUCUAAAGGCUUAAUGCCGGACAUCAGCCCAAUCGGCGAUGUCCGGCAUCAGCCGUUGGUCCCGGUUUCUUACAGCAACCGGAUAUGAUGCCCGUGUCAUCCUAAAGGUUAGGGGAUAAGAUGUCUGAUUGCGGGGGUCCCCCCACUGGGGACCCCCGUUCAUGAGCUGCGCGGAGCGAAGAUCACGCCCCCUCCCAUAGACUUGCACUGAGGGGGCGGGACGUCACAAUACCCCGGCCACUGUAUCACCCAUCAUCAGCCACGGAGCAAUCUUUGCUCCCUGCAGCUCAUGAACGGUGAAGUGCUGCAGGAGAGAUCACGGAGGUCCCCAGCGAUCAGACAUCUUAUCCCCUAUCCUUUAGAUAGGGAAUAAGAUGUCUGGGGCGGAAUACCCCAGACAUCUUUUGUGGACAGCAUUAAAGAAGGUGUCCAUUCUAAUCUCUCAUUGGCUUUCUGCAGUCCAUGAUCAAUGUGGUACACACCAGAACAUCAAACAGCAAGGUGACUACUCUUCACCCUUUAAAUAGGUGACUGACUGUUUUACAAGUUUAGAGACACCUGUGACCCUAAUUCCAGGACACACCUUAGGUUACCAUGUCCCUGUUACAUAUAUUUCCUGUCUUUUCUAGGCGUACCAUUAUUUUUGUCCAGGCUAGUUUCAUAAAAAUUUCAUUUAAAAGCAAUGUCUGAUUUUCAGUUUAUUUUCAGUAUUUUCAGUAAAUUAUUAUUACUACUUUUGUCGGUUUCAAUUUAAUUCAGUAAGCCUCUUCUCUCUUUAACCCCUUAAGGACCAAGCCCAUUUUCACCUUAAGGACCAGAGUGUUUUUUGCACAUCUGACCACCGUCACUUUAAGCAUUAAUAACUGAUGAUUUUACUUCUCAUUCUGAUUCCGAGAGAGUUUUUUGUUGACCUAUUCUACUUUAUGUUAAUGGUACAUUUCCGUCAAUACUUGUGUCAUUUCUUGGUGAAAAAUUCCAAAAUUUGAUGAAAAAAUUUAACAUUUAGCAUUUUUCUUACUUUGAAAAUGGAUAUUCCAAAUAAAUUAUAUAUUGAUUCACAUAUACAAUUUGUCUACUUUAUGUUGACAUCCUAAAGAUG
Messenger RNA from Hyla sarda, 3014 nucleotides. It is a transcript of the gene DIMT1, whose product is annotated as DIM1 rRNA methyltransferase and ribosome maturation factor. The record is from RefSeq and is a predicted model, not a curated record. Bases 139 to 996 code for a protein of 285 amino acids. NCBI's taxonomy places the organism in Eukaryota, Metazoa, Chordata, Amphibia, Anura, Hylidae. Gene Ontology annotation, cellular component: mitochondrial matrix. Gene Ontology annotation, molecular function: rRNA (adenine-N6,N6-)-dimethyltransferase activity. The transcript has 12 exons. Gene Ontology annotation, biological process: rRNA methylation.